Molecule: messenger RNA, 312 nt
Organism: Trametes versicolor FP-101664 SS1
Lineage: Eukaryota; Fungi; Basidiomycota; Agaricomycetes; Polyporales; Polyporaceae
Exons: 2
Coding region: 1-312 (103 amino acids)
Source: RefSeq, a predicted model, not a curated record
AUGCCCCGACGUCUGCCAUCAUCGCACCGCUAUAUCCGCUUCGCCGUCUCCCCACCAUGCACGGACGCCCUCACGCUCCGGAAGACGAUCCAAGACGCGCUCGGGCAGUCGUUCGGACUCGUCUCAUCUCAUACCUAUGUUGACCUGCUGUGGCUGGCCGACGACGGCACCGCGGUCGUCGUACGCAUAGGCGAGACUGAUGCGCCCAAACUGCUGGCUGCGGUGACCGCCUCGAAUGCGACGCCGAGGCUGUCUGUCGUUAAGGAGUCCUCCUUCCUGCCGGCUUUGCUGUGCGCAGAAGCAUUGGCAUGA